Molecule: messenger RNA, 466 nt
Organism: Papaver somniferum (opium poppy)
Lineage: Eukaryota; Viridiplantae; Streptophyta; Magnoliopsida; Ranunculales; Papaveraceae
Exons: 2
Coding region: 62-466 (134 amino acids)
Source: RefSeq, a predicted model, not a curated record
AUGGGUUCUGUUGGCUUGAAUUGGUAAUGAAAGGGGUAGUUGUUGGACUGCUGACUUUGUGAUGGGCACUGACAAGGGUUCUGCUUCGGGUACCUCUCUCAUUGCUCUGUCAAGACAUCAACAAGUCGCACUUGAUCUUGUUCCGGAAUCUUUGAGAUCAGAAUCUACUAUUCGGUUGAUUAUCAGUGGAGGGGAAAGCACGGGAAAGUCAACUCUUAUAAGUGUCAUUGUUCACUCAACAAGGGAAUUUUGUGGCAGAACAGCGGAUAAGAACCUUUCGUAUAAGAAGCUGGAGGCAGAACGGCGCAGACGUAUGCAGGUUGAUUUUAAAGGAACCAAGCUGAUCAUUAUUGACGAAUACAACAUGAUCGACAUAAAAAUGCUUGCAAACAUCGAUCUUUCGAGUAAGAGACAUUUUUUCAACAAACGAACCUUUUGGAAAUAUUUCUGUUGUGCUCGUCGGUGA